This is a messenger RNA of Eucalyptus grandis, 1953 nucleotides long. Its product is annotated as putative glycosyltransferase 7. Gene Ontology annotation, cellular component: trans-Golgi network; membrane; endosome. The record is from RefSeq and is a predicted model, not a curated record. Gene Ontology annotation, molecular function: galactosyltransferase activity. Lineage: Eukaryota; Viridiplantae; Streptophyta; Magnoliopsida; Myrtales; Myrtaceae.
GAACCGGCGCACCGAACCGACGCUUUCCCGUUCCACUCUCUUUCAGAAAACAUUCAAAAGCCGGGCUUGUCUCCUUCCUCCGGAAACUCCUUAUCAAGAAGGAAGCAAAAUCGACCGCGAUUUGCUUCCUUAAUUGACUUCCGCCUCCAUCAACGCAAGCACCCCAGGCCAAUUUCCCCCAUUCAAUUCCCGUCUCUCCAGUCACCCCCACCAUUAACAUCACGCCAAAAGCUCGAGCCUUUUACACAUGGCGGCCCCUCUGCGCAAGACGACGGCAUAGUCACGGUCCAGUACCCCCGACCCCGAGCAAGACCCGACAGAGCAGGAGCUUAAAUGCGACCCCAGUCGAAGGCCGAGGCGUGAUUAGUGGGUCAAGAAUGGUGUCUCCCGAGGCCUCGACGAUGGCUAAGCACGCCCUCCUCCGCAACAGGGCCUCCCUCUGCUUCAGCGACGCCUGCCUCUUCCUCGGCGGCGUCCUCAUGGCCCUCCUCCUCGUCUGGUCCUUCUCCUCCUUCGCCUACCCACCGAGUGCCUCGCAGACCCUAGCCGCCUCCUCCUCCUCCGCCGCCGCCGAGGCCCCGCCGGAAUGCGCCGCCGCCGCCGCCGCGCCGCCGCGCGACUCGGAGGAGAGCGACAACUUCUACGACGACCCCGAGCUGAGCUACUCGAUGGAGAGGCCGAUGCGGGGCUGGGACGAGAAGCGGCGGGAGUGGCUGCGGCAGCACCCGUCGCUGGCCUCCGGCGAGGGAGGCCGCGAGCGGGUCGUGCUGGUGACGGGGUCGCAGCCGUCGCCGUGCAAGAACAAGAUCGGCGACCACCUCCUCCUCCGCUUCUUCAAGAACAAGGUCGACUACUGCCGCCUCCACGGCUGCGACGUCUUCUACAACAACGUCCUCCUGCAGCCCCAGAUGUUCUCCUUCUGGGCCAAGUACCCCGUCGUCCGCGCCGCCAUGCUCGCCCACCCGGAGGCCGAGUGGAUCUGGUGGAUCGACUCCGAUGCCCUCUUCACCGACAUGGACUUCGAGCUCCCGCUUGAGCGGUACAAGGGCCACAACCUCGUCGUCCACGGUUGGACAAACCUGAUCUACGAGAAGAAGAGCUGGACGAGCAUCAACGCCGGCGUGUUCCUCAUCCGGAACUGCCAGUGGUCGAUGGACUUCAUGGACGUGUGGGCCGGAAUGGGCCCGCAGAGCCCGGAGUACGAGCGGUGGGGCCACGUCCUCCGCUCCACCUUCGCCGACAAGUUAUUCCCGGACUCCGACGACCAGUCGGCUCUGAUCUACUUGCUGUUAACGCAGAAGGAUCGGUACGGCGACAAGAUCUACGUCGAGAACGAGUACUACUUCGAGGGAUACUGGGAGGGGAUCGUGGGCACGUUGCCUAACAUCACCCGCGAGUACGAAGACAUGGACCGGAGGCCCCCGGCGCUGCGGCGGAGGCACGCGGAGAAGGCGAGCAGAUACUACGCGGCGCGGCGGGCGGAGGCGGAGGCGGAGGCGGGCGCGGCGCGGAAGAGGCCGUUCGUGACCCACUUCACCGGGUGCCAGCCGUGCAGCGGGAACCACAACCAGAUGUACUCCGGCGAGUCGUGCUGGAACGGGAUGGUGAAGGCGCUGAACUUCGCCGACAACCAGGUCCUCCGCCGGUACGGGUACGUCCGCCCGGAUCUGAUGGACUCCGCCGUCGUGAAGCCCAUCCCGUUCGAUUACCCGGCGGGCGGAGACGACGGCGGCGGCGGCGACGGCGGCGGCGAGGGAGCGAGAUAAAGCAACAACAAAAAAAUGAAAAAGAUAGAACAGUACAAAUAGGUAAAAAAAAAUAAUAAUAACGAAAAGAAGCAGGGAAGUAUCUUUGUUGGGACAGAGCUCUUGGGGAGAGUGUAUUUGUCGAUAUUGGUUGUUGAUUAAACUAAGGUUUGCUCCCUUCUAGAAAUCAGUUUCGCCUAAUAUUUAA